Messenger RNA from Aureobasidium namibiae CBS 147.97, 456 nucleotides. RefSeq names its product DUF1674-domain-containing protein. Lineage: Eukaryota; Fungi; Ascomycota; Dothideomycetes; Dothideales; Saccotheciaceae. The coding region runs from base 1 to 456 and encodes 151 amino acids. The transcript has a single exon. The record is from RefSeq and is a predicted model, not a curated record. Gene Ontology annotation, biological process: mitochondrial respiratory chain complex II assembly. Gene Ontology annotation, cellular component: mitochondrion.
AUGUCGUCGCUCAAUCUCGCACGCCUCACCGUCCGCGCUUGCUACUCUCCCGCCGCUCGCCGCACCAUCAGCACAUCGCCAGCUUUGCGAUCAGCGUGGUCGUCCGGCCCCGCACCACCACGCCUUCCCAAGGAGGAGCAGGAAAUCUUCGACAAGCUCACCAAGCAAUCUACCGGUGCCUUCAGCACUCCCCAGCAAGCCCCUGAGGAGACUGUCGCCCAAGCCUCGCCCUCGAAGCCUCAAGUCAACCAAUCGCCUCAGAUCAACCAGUCGCCCGCUCUCAAGGCCGAUGGCAAGGGCGAAGAGCUGCACCCCAAUGUCCGCCGCGGCGCUCCUCCAGAGUUUGAAGGCGAUGUCAACCCUCAGACCGGCGAAGUUGGCGGUCCCAAAAACAACCCUUUGCGAUGGGGACACCAGAGCGACUGGAGUUACAAUGGCCGUGUUACCGACUUCUAG